UUAUUUUCUUUCAUUUUGCGGAACUUUAACGUUGUAAAGAGAACCAGUGCUUGUGAACUCUCGUAUCGCAUGUCUUGUAUGCCUUGUUUCCUUGAAGAUGUUUUAAUGGCUCUGAAGAAACCCUAGGAAUUUAGUAAAGCCUAUGUGACCCUUUCAGAGACUGUUUUUCUAGAAAAUGAGUAUCAUUCCAAAGGAGAACAUAGAAGUAAUUGCUCAGAGCGUUGGCAUCAACAAUUUGGCGCCUGAUGUUGCUGUGGAACUUGCCAAAGAUGUCGAGUAUCGAAUCCGUGAAAUUAUGCAGGAAGCUAUCAAGUGUAUGCGUCAUUCAAAGAGGACUGUGCUGACCGCAGAGGAUGUGGAUAGUGCACUUAGCCUGAGAAAUGUGGAGCCAAUUUAUGGAUUUGCUUCGGGUGAUCCUUUACGGUUUAAGAGAGCUGCGGGCCAUAAAGAUCUAUUCUAUGUUGAUGACAAAGAUGUGGAGUUCAAAGAUGUGAUUGAUGCUCCUCUACCAAAGGCGCCCCUUGAUACUGCCGUUGUCGCCCACUGGCUAGCAAUUGAAGGAAUACAACCUGCUAUUCCAGAAAAUGCUACAGUAGAUGUAAUUGUAGCUCCUUCAGAACACAAAAAGUCAGAGCAUAAAGAGGAUGGGCUUCCUGUUGAUAUCAAAUUACCUGUUAAGCAUGUCCUUUCUAGAGAGCUCCAGAUGUAUUUUGAUAAAAUCACUGAGCUUAUUGUUGGGGGAUCUGAUUCGGUGCUCUUCAAGGAAGCUCUAGUGAGUUUGGCGACAGAUUCAGGACUUCAUCCUUUAGUUCCUUAUUUCACAUACUUCAUUGCUGAUGAGCAGGUAACUAGAAGUUUGAAUGAGUUCCAGCUUCUGUAUGCUCUAAUGCGUGUGGUCAGGAGUCUUCUGCAAAAUCCACACAUACACAUUGAACCUUAUCUACAUCAGUUGAUGCCAUGUGUAAUCACCUGCCUUGUUGCCAAAAGGUUGGGCCACAAAUUUGCUGACAACCACUGGAAGCUUCGGGACUUUACGGCAAGUCUGGUAGCAUUGAUAUGCAGAAGGUUUGGGCAUGCAUAUCAUAAUCUCCAGCCCCGUGUGACAAGAACACUUCUUCAUGCAUUUUUGGACCCAAAUAAGGCACGGACUCAGCAUUAUGGCGCAAUUCAAGGACUGGCUGCAUUGGGGCCUAGUGUGGUGCGAUUGUUGAUCUUGCCAAAUCUAGAGCCUUUUCUACAGCUGCUUGAGAAAGAUGUGCUUGGGGACCAGAAGAAUGAAAUGAAGAGGAACGAAGCAUGGAGGGUUUAUGGUGCUCUACUGCGUGCAUCAGGUCAAUGCUUAUAUGAUCGCCUUAAACAUUUCCCUAAUGUAUUAUCUCCAUCCUCCCAUGCUGCCUGGAAGUUGACUGGAAGGCCUGUGAUCACAACCCCUCCAAAUAAGAGAAAGGUGGGCCCUGAUCAAUCAGCUGAACAGCCACCACUCAAGAAAGCGGCAACUGAUGGGUUACUAUCUCCAAAUUCGACCACCUCUUUCCAAACAGAGCCACCACAAACACAAGUCGGGGACACAGUUACCAUGCCCAUGUCUUCAGCUGAUGCUAGCCAUGUGGGCCCAUCAUCUUCUUCUACAAUACGGGGCCAGCAUGAUAGUGUGGGACCCAUGAGAGGGGUUGCAGGGCGGGGCGCACUAAAUGCUUCCAAAGUGCUAGGGCAGGCAUGGAAAGAUGACAUGGAUGCGGGUCGGCUUUUGGCUUCACUCUUUGAGUUGUUUGGGGAGUCCAUGUUCUCUUUCAUUCAGCCUCCUGAGAGGCUUUUCUUCUUGUGAGUGGUGCAAUCGGGGGAAGUUGUCUAUGUACUAUUAGAUUAUUGACAUAGUGAUCUUACGAAAUUGUUAAUGUGAUGAAUGCCUAUCCGAACAUGUUGCUCGAGGAACGCGAACAGAUGACCAGAAAAGAUGAUCUGUUUUUUUUUUUUUGAACAGUCAAUGGUAAUGAUCGUACUUUUUCUUU
Amborella trichopoda is the source of this 2009-nucleotide messenger RNA. NCBI's taxonomy places the organism in Eukaryota, Viridiplantae, Streptophyta, Magnoliopsida, Amborellales, Amborellaceae. The record is from RefSeq and is a predicted model, not a curated record.